UCCUUCAUUAUUUUUUGAAGAUGACAAAGAACCAUCCUCUCACUCAAUCAGGGAGGAAUAGGGUCUCAAAAACAUAUCUCUACCACUUUACUCGAACCAAGAACAAAGAGGAGGAAGCAAGCAAGAAAAGAGAAGAAAGAAUAGGAAAGAAAGAGGAAAACUUGGAAAAAAUCAAGGGAAUUUUACCAAGGUAUUCUAGACUUCUCAAGGAAUCUAAGAUUGGCCGGAAAAGUCGCCAGAGCCGCCGGAGUUUUCGCCGGAAAAUUUCAAAAGUCACCAGAGUUCAAACGAAGAGGUUAAAAGCUUGCUAGCGUCAUUUCGAGGUUGAAGCUAGAGCUUACUUCCUACACCCAUUGCUCGGGAGAUCGAUGGAGAGAAGACGUGGUUCGUGCUUCCUCUGGUUCUAUUUCUAAAUAAAUAAAUAAUGCUCAUGGAACUAUUUUUGACUUAUAAAUUAAUGGAGCCUGUGAGCUCUUAUUUUACCCUCGUGUGGGUUCUUAUUAAACACUUAUAUUCCGCUAUGUGUUUAAUUGUAUGUUGAUGUUGUUAUGUAUGUUUACUAAUCAGUUUUGGCAUAUAUAUCUACCGGACGUCUUGUGCAAUUUGGUAAGGAUGAACCGCGGUUAUUCUUAUUGGGUUGUACGACUGUUGUCUACGUGGC
Molecule: messenger RNA, 661 nt
Organism: Cuscuta europaea
Lineage: Eukaryota; Viridiplantae; Streptophyta; Magnoliopsida; Solanales; Convolvulaceae
Source: the annotation of a GenBank genome assembly